Messenger RNA from Harpia harpyja (harpy eagle), 2666 nucleotides. It is a transcript of the gene CD5, whose product is annotated as CD5 molecule. The transcript has 10 exons. Bases 123 to 1562 code for a protein of 479 amino acids. Lineage: Eukaryota; Metazoa; Chordata; Aves; Accipitriformes; Accipitridae. The record is from RefSeq and is a predicted model, not a curated record. Gene Ontology annotation, cellular component: plasma membrane. Gene Ontology annotation, biological process: T cell costimulation.
CCUGUUCCUGCCCGUCCCCCCUUGCCUGCCUUCCCCGGGCUGGGUAGCAGAGGCGGCGGUGCCCCCGGCAGCCUCCCGCUCAGCCGCCAGCGCCGGGGCGGAGGAGGCGGCUGGCCGUGCCGAUGGCAGCCCGGUUGCCCACCCUGCGCCUGCUGGUCUUGCUGGGGAUGUGGGCCAUCCCCGGCCAAGGAGGAGCCACCCUGAGCGCUGGAGAGCCCAGCCUGCAGCUCAUCGGCGGCGGCUGCCGCUGUGCCGGGAUGCUGGAGGUGAAGUGGGAUGGCAGGUGGAGCCGCGUGUGCCGGGACGGCGUGAGCGAGCCCAGCGUGGUCGGCGUUUGCCAGCGGCUGGGUUGUGGCCCCCCCAUCACCAAACCCCUCCAGCUCGUCUUUACCAGCAGGAAGGAACCACCAAACACAGGGCUGCUGAAGUGCAUGAGGCCGGCGGCCGCCCCGGCGACGUGCCACUGGGUGCCGGGAAAUUGCACGGAAUAUGUCAUCGUCAUCUGCAGCGAGCCGGUGAAAACCACCCCCAAGACCUCGACGUCACCGCCGGACACCACGCCGGAGCCCACCGGACCCGCCAGGCUGCGGCUGGUGGAUGGGGACUUUGGCUGCUCGGGCUUUGUGGAGCUGCACAGGCAGGGGCUGUGGGGGGCCGUGGCGGAGAGCCCGGGCAUCUGGCCGGAGCUGGCCGCCCGCAUCUGCCAGGAUCUCCGCUGCGGCACCUCCAUCGACAGCCGUAGCUACGCCAAGCCGGAGCGAGGAAGCCACUUGCCGGUCCGGUGGGAGGUGGUGGAGUCCUGCAAGAACCAUCCACUCCUCGACUGCUUCAACAGGACCAGUGCCCGGCGGGGGGAAGAGCCUGCCUUCAUCAUCUGCUCGGGCUCCCAGCCCCAGGCCCUGCGGAGGCUGGCGGCUGGCCCCACGCCAUGCGAAGGGGACGUCGAGGUCUUUCACGAGGGGCGGUGGCGUGUGCUGUGUGACAAUUUUGCGCAACGAGCCGAGCGGGGCAGGCAGCUGUGUCGGGAGCUGCGGUGUGGGAACCUCUCCUCCAGCACCGAGAUCCGGGACCCCCCUUCGAUGGGUGUCACCUGUAAGGGUCACAACCUGCACCUCUGCCACACCAGUCUCGGGGCUCCCCGGACCUGCUCCCGGACCAGAGUCGUGUGCCAGGACUCGAAGCCGCAGCCCACCGGCACGGCCGCAGGCACCAUCGUGAGCAUCUGCCUGGCCCUGCUUCUCUUCGGCAUCCUCCUGCUCAUCUGCGGCCCUCCUGCCUACAGGAGGCUGAUGAAGAGAAUCUCCAAAAAGAAGCAGCGCCAGUGGAUCGGCCCCACGGGACUCUACCAGACGGUCUCCUUCCACCGCAACAGCACCGUCACCCUGAGGCCGCGGGCAGAGGGGCAGCGGGUGCAGGGGGGGGACAACGACUACGCUCAGCCCCCCCAGAAGAGCUCCUACCUCUCGGCUUACCCAGCCCUGGAAGGCAUGUCCAGAGCUUCCAACCCUCCGGACAACUCCUCCGACAGCGACUACGACCUGCAUUCUGCCCGCAGAGUGUGAUGCCCCUCGCCACGGCUGGGACCCCCUCGGGCUGCCCUGGUCCCCAGCCGAGCCACCCCCCCCCCCGCUCCUGCCCACCACCCGGUGCUGUCCCAGGGUGGUCACGCACAUGGCAGCAAAGCUGUGCAACUGCUGAUGUAGCGGCUUUUCUUGCAUUUUCGGCAAGCGACCUCGUUUCCUUCGUCAACCGCUUUCCCGCCCUGCGGGCAGAGGUGGGAUGCAGCACAAGAAAGGUAAAUUUUGAGCAACCCGAUCUAGCGAAAGACGUCCCUGCCCAUGGCAGGGGGUUGAACAAGAUGAUCUUUGAAGGUCCUUUCCAACCCAAACCCUUCUGCGAUUCUCUGCAACGAUGAACUGAACGAAGCCGACGGAAGAGAUGACAAAUACCUGCGCUGCUCACCUCGGAAGAAAGCCUGCCUGCAUCCCCCCCCCCCAUAAGCGUGAUGGGAGACCUCCGGGGCCAGGUCCCCCCAACCCCUGCCAGCCUCAGAGCCAAACCCGCCCGUGCUCCUCCGAACCUGCUCACACUGGGCACCAGGCACGCACGGCUCAGCUCUAACCCAGCCUAGCUCAGCUUCGGCUGCGCCCCGGUACGCAAGCACCUUUCCGAGAAAGCUGCUUCUUGCUUUUGAGACUCCCUCGUGGGAGAGUGCAAGGUGGAGCGGGGUUUUAAAGCUAUUUGCAUGAGUCUAAGAGGCAGCUGGGUUGCAGCAGGCUUCAUACCUGCACUGAGAGCUGAGCAGCCACGCUCAUGGCCGUUUAGAGGGGGUUUGCAGACUUCUUCGUCUCUCAAAACCAGGAUAACCACACUCCUCCUCCCACCUGGGCCAGGCUGAAAGCGAAAUCAGCUGCUGUCUGUCAGGCGCUCCGAUACCGGGGUGCUGAGCUUCACGAGAAAGACUGCGAGACCCGCGUCUGCCGGGUUCCCAGGGAAGCUGCAAAGACACGCGCUUGGCUGUGUUUGUGUGGGAUGGCGUGAGAUUUGGGCAGAUGUAUAAAGCAAAGCAUGGAUGUGAGGAGCACGGGGAAGGCAGAAAUACCGAGAACAAGUCAGAGAUAUUUAAUAAGCAAUAACCGUUGUAAUAAAAUUGGUUUUUCUAGUAA